Molecule: messenger RNA, 2730 nt
Organism: Chaetomium globosum CBS 148.51
Lineage: Eukaryota; Fungi; Ascomycota; Sordariomycetes; Sordariales; Chaetomiaceae
Exons: 1
Coding region: 1-2730 (909 amino acids)
Biological process (GO): translational elongation
Molecular function (GO): translation elongation factor activity; GTP binding; GTPase activity
Source: RefSeq, a predicted model, not a curated record
AUGUCGGUCUUUACCUUCGACCCCGACCCGCCCCGGGUUGCUUCUCCGUGGUUGCGGUCGGGAGAAGCUGGCAACUCUCCGACCCCAGGUUCGUUGCCGGAGCGGAAGGGACCUGUUGGCUUCGGGCUGCUAUCCGACUACGGAGUUACGAAGCUCGAGCCCGAGCCGCAGGAUGGCCCGACCGAGUACAAGCUUCACUUGCUGUUGAAACCACGGAGAAAGUAUGAGCGAGUUAGUACCGCGACUCGGAUCUGCGGGUCCACUCAGUCACGGCCAAACCCCGAUUCCAGGGCGUUGAAGCCGGCCCCGGUCAGCCCGGGACCCUCCGUCACUUCGAACCAAACACGCCAGGACCGCCUUGAACACCUCACCACCCAGCUUCUGUGGAGGCUGCAGCAAUCGUGCCCCUACCACGCUGGUGCUGCUUCUCCGGGCCUUGUCAUUCCCCAGUUGCCCGGUGAAAGCGCCCUCGAUGCUCCAGUCAAGGUGGGCAAGGUCCUGCCGGGGUUGGAGGCAUCAAGAGGAGCGCUGUACGAGAUCGGUGUGGCGGACGAUGGAACCCUCGCGGGGUUGACGGAAAAUGAGAUGCACGAGAGUCUCACCACCCUCCGUAUCAUGGCCGCCAGUUUGGGUUGCAAUGUGGACGUGCUCCGGAUGUUGGUCGUCGGAGAAUGCGAGUGGGUUGAGCCAAGCGGCACCGAAGGUUCUUCAGGCUCGGAAUCCGAGGGCGUGCCGCACCAGGCGAAAUUGUGGGUUGCCGAAGCUCUGGUCACGCCAGAUCUGCGGCCCAGAGAUGACCAGUCGCCCUCCGCGAGAUCGCCGGAUGCGGCGCGGCAGGCCGAGGCCUUACCAGACCCAAAACAAGGGCCGCUCACCACAGAUCAAUUGCGUGUUACGCUUACAGGGCCGACGACCUCGGGGAAGUCUACUCUUUUGGGGACUCUCUCGAGCGGAAUUUUAGAUAACGGCCGCGGAAAAGGUCGGCUUGGUCUUCUCAAACAUCUCCAUGAGGUGGCGUCUGGCAUAACGUCCUCCGUCACGCAGGAACUCGUGGGCUACAACGAUGGCGACAUCAUCAACUACGCUCACAGUGGGGUUGAGUCCUGGAUCGAUAUCCACGAUUUCACCAAGGAUGGCCGGCUGCUUUACCUACUCGAUUCCGCAGGCCACCCGCGUUACCGACGGACCAUUCUCCGAGGCAUCGUCGGUUGGGCACCCCACUGGACUCUCCUCUGCAUCGCGGCCGACAGCGCUGAACUUACUUCAGCCGCUGGGGCCACAUCCACUUCCCUAGAUGUACUAGGACCUACCGGUGCGGGUGUUGACCUCGCGUCCGCCCAUCUAGAUCUUUGUUUACGACUCGGCCUUCCCCUGGUGAUGGUCAUCACCAAGCUAGACCUAGCCAACAAGUCAAGCCUAUCUACGACCCUUAGCAAAAUCCUCUCAAGUCUGAAGCGUGUUGGUCGUGUACCUAAGAUGGUUAAAGGGGGUUCAGCAGGCGACUCUGAGCCAACGCGCGUGGCCGAGCUCGACAAAGCCGCCGUCAAGGACGCGCUAGACAGUAUGAAGGCGAGAAACGACCCGUCUUCCAUCGUCCCCAUACUCCUGACCAGCGCCGUCGAUGGGCGGGGAAUCGGCGCACUGCAUGCUCUACUUCAGGGCUUACCGCGGCCUCAAACACCGACCUCCUUCGAUUAUAUCGGUGCCGCCCUGAACCCCGAGCAGCCAGCUUGCCUAUUCCACAUCGAAGACAAGUUCAGCCUCCCCGCGUCUUACGCCCUCGCAACCAGCGACGCAAACCAACAAACCGACCUCGGCACCGUAGUGGCCGGAUACCUCCGCUUCGGCAGCCUCUCCAUCGGCGACAAGAUCGUGGUCGGCCCUUUCCCGCCGGACGACGACGACUCGCACGGCGCGACCCCCGAAGGGCGCGGCAUCGCCCUCCCGCACAGCUACGGCCUCUCCCCUUCCCACCUCUCCCCGUCGCACCCCUCCUCCGGCGACCUCAGCCGCACCGCCUCACGCAACGCCGUCUCCGCCUCGGCCACCAGCGGCGAGUGGCACACCGCCACCAUCGUCAGCAUCCGCAACCUGCGCCUGCCCGUCCAGACCCUCGCCGCCGGCCAGGUUGGCUCCAUCGGCAUGGUCUUUGACCACCACCACCCGCCGCUGCCAUCGUCGGCGCAGACCACCACAUCACCGACUAGCCACGAGGACGCCGGUGGCACCACCGCCGAAACGCCUAGGCUGCGUAAGGGCAUGGUCCUGGCCGUGCCUAGUCAGCAUAUGGUCGCGUCCGGGUUGUCGUUGCAAGCUGUUAGUGGGCUGACGGCGCUGUUUGAUGCGGAUAAUAGCGGGGUUGGCGCGCUGUCGGUGGGCGCAUUGGUUAAUGUCUAUGUGGCGAGUGUGCGGUCUGCUGCGCGGGUGGUGCGCGUGUCGAGGGUGGAGUCGCGGAAUGGUGGUGGUGGGGGUCGCACUGGGAAGGUGGCGAAGGACGAGAUUGAAGAUGGGCUGUUUGGGCUUGCGGAGGAUAUGGAGGUUGAGAGUGCCCUGGCGCUGGACGCGGCGGCGGCGGCGGCGGUGGAUGGGGGUGUUGAAGUGCAGUUGGAGUUGUUGUCUACGAGGGAAUGGAUUGAGCUGGGUUCGCAGAUCUUGGUGCUGGAGGGUGGGAGACAGGACAGGUCUGGGUUGGAGGGGUUUGUUGGGAAGGUUGUUGAGAUUGUGGAGUAA